Molecule: messenger RNA, 1531 nt
Organism: Oncorhynchus tshawytscha (Chinook salmon)
Lineage: Eukaryota; Metazoa; Chordata; Actinopteri; Salmoniformes; Salmonidae
Gene: crebzf
Product: CREB/ATF bZIP transcription factor
Biological process (GO): regulation of DNA-templated transcription
Molecular function (GO): DNA-binding transcription factor activity
Source: RefSeq, a predicted model, not a curated record
AAAUCAAAAGCUAAAAUGAUCACCAGACGAAGAGGUCAUUCAGACAACACCGAGCACACCUCAAAUUGGCCUUUUGAAAUUGAAGUCCCUGACUUUGUUGAAACUAUACAUUUUAAAACGAGUCCCUACGAAGACAUGAGCUCAGAGAAUGGGGAUAAAACAGUCGGAUUAGAGCUUGAUGGUUUACUUGGAAUCGACAAGUUAGACUGGACAUUUGAGAAGGAUGCUGUCGCCCCUCUUUUCGACAUUGGAUUGACCGAAUUAGGUGUGGGUGACACAACAGAUCAAGAUUUUGGAAUUGGCGCAUCCAGGACGCCAUCACCAGAAGGAAUGUCUGCUGGUCAGAAAAGGAAGAGGGAGAACCUGUCUGGGCGCCUGAUCAACAAGAACGCCAUCGCUGCAAGAAUGAAUCGUCUGAAAAAGAAGGAAUACGUCAACGGGCUGGAGAAUCAAGUUGGGUCUCUGUCGUCAGAAAACCACAUACUUAAACAGGAAAACGUCCAAUUGAAUAAGAGGGUGGAAGAGUUGGAAGAUGAGUCGAGGUACCUGAGAGCUGUGUUGGCCAACGAGAGUAUGUUAGCCCAGCUGUUGUCAAGGCUGAGCGGCGUGAAUGGCAUGAAAUUAUCUUCCUCACUUUUCCAGGAGUCCAACAGGAAUGAAGACCACGAUUAUGCCUUGCCUAGGAAACUUGUGAAGAUGGAGAAGGAGACCUCUGGUGGCGUCUGUCUGCACGUGGACAAGAACCACGUCUCAGUGGAGUUCUGCACUAAGUGUGCAGAGAGUGCAAGUGCAUCACUCAAAAUGUAGGGUCGAGUACUUUUCUGUUUUCAGAUGUGGAGACUGAACCUGAUUUAACCUCAGAGUAAAAAAAUAUCAGGGGAAUUUAUGAACACUUAAAACUGUUUUGAGAUCAUUAAUUAAGAAUUGUUGAAUGAGCAUGUGUGAAAUCUUAUGAAACCAAUGAUUAUAAGAACACCUUACUCGUUAAACCUUGUUGCCAGUUUUCUUCUAGGUGAUGAUUGUUCAACCAUGCUGGAUGAAUGGGUUACAGAACGUCCUUGUCUGCUUGGCUCCAUGUGGAUUCUGCUGUCGGAAGCUGAAGAGGUGGAACUCGCUGCUGCCAACUUGGCCUGUUAUUUUUUUAAAGGUAGUAUAACAAAUAGUGUAAGUGACUACAUGUUACCAGUAUCCCACCACACCUUUGAAAAAAGUACUGAAUUUAGAAUAUUGUGGAUGACAAGUGUUCCACUACCUAUUGCAUUGACAAUAUCAGAGGUCGUAUAAUAGUUUCUUAAGUUUAACUUGACUUGUGUUGACACUUUUCAAUGUAACACAUUUGUAAAAGUAUAUUUUAUUAUUGAUGUGGUGAUCCUGAUAGAAAUGGACAUCACCAAUGUUGUAUAAACUGAGUCAGUAUGUCUUGAAGAAUUAUGUAUAAUACAAGAUGUUGUGCCAAUCUCUAAACGAGAGAACAAUUUUUAAGGAAGAUUGGUUUUGAUAAAGUAAUUGACAAUAAAUCUUAUUUUGAUUA